Molecule: messenger RNA, 2626 nt
Organism: Nicotiana tabacum (common tobacco)
Lineage: Eukaryota; Viridiplantae; Streptophyta; Magnoliopsida; Solanales; Solanaceae
Product: protein LNK1
Biological process (GO): circadian rhythm; regulation of DNA-templated transcription
Source: RefSeq, a predicted model, not a curated record
UAUCUUCGAGAUAAUUUCAAAGCAAACAAAAAGCUUCUUUCCUCUCUCCCUACAUAGAUCUGUGUUUCCUGAGAAUCAAACUAGGGUUUUUGGAAUUACAGUAUUGAUUUUCCGGCAAAGUUCGUUCUCGAUAUUUAUUGGUUUUCCGUUACUACAGCUAAAAUUCUGGUAUUACAGCUAGAAGCUAAAGAUGGGGACAAGUUUUGCGAUAGUGAUAAUCAUAUAGUGCAAUAUCCUAUUGUGGAUGUGUUUGUGAAUUCCUUCCAAGAGUGAUAACUGUGCAAGGAGGUGGUUUAAUCAAGUACUGUGGGAAAUUAAUCUACAGUUAAAUAUUGUAAUCAGUGAUAGGAGCAAGAAGAAGUUCCUCCACUAAAUAGUAGCAGCAGCAUGAUGUUAGAAGAGGACUUAUGGGCGGACGCACGUGAUUUUGUGUUGCCUAAUACCUGUGGCAAAAGCUCAUUGAAUGUUGGGACAUUGCAUCAUUGCUUCAAACGUAAAAACGUAGACUCCAUUGACAGUGACUUCUGCCAAAAUGGCCCCAUUUUGGACAACAAGAAAGCUGCCAUUGGGGAAAACUCUUGUAGCUUUCCACUUGGUCCCAUUUCUCUGGUAGAUGAUGAUCUGAGUUGUUUUGACAACAACCGGGUGGAUAAAAACACUAAUGAUCUCUUGUAUUAUAACUGGUCUGAGAUGGGGAACUUUGAGGAUAUUGACAUGAUGUUCAGUUGUGAUUCGACAUUUGGACUUGGAGCCAGCAAUGAGGAUGACCUUGGUUGGUUUGCAUCAUCAGAUACUAUUGAAGGAUCUGGAGAUCGAUUGAGGUCAGAUAUUCAGUGUCAAAACUCAACAUCCAGUGCACUGAAAAAAAACGGCAGUCUUGAAGUUUCAAGAACGGAGGAAAUGGGCAGUUCAAUUAGUGAUUCUGGCAUUAAAAGUCAACCAGUUAGCUAUAAUGGAAAUUUGUGGCCCUCACAGAAAGAUGAAUUGGCCAAUCUGAGCCAUCUGUCUUUUGUGAAUGGAUCAAGUAAUUCAGAUUGCAAACUAGUACCUCUAAAGAAAAAUAAUAUAAGUAAGAAGCACGCAAAUCACCAGAACCAAUCGGAAGGAAAGAGAAAAUGUGUUUAUAUAGAAAAUGAUGUUGCCUUGCGUAACAUUGAUGGCCUUUCAGAAGAGAGAAGACAUUCUACUGAGGCCACUGGACCUAAAGGCAAUUUGAUAUCAUCGGGUAUUCCUCAGCAAAAUGAAGCUCAUGAACAUGAGACUGGUUACUUACAUAGUGGCGUUUCUUACAUGUCUGAUUACAGUCGUUCAGAUCAAAUUGUCCAUCACCCAACUUCAUCGAUUACCAAAUCUGGAAAUGAUGGUUCCAUGUCCCUUUCACCAAAUCAUCUGCAGUGUAGGCAGAGCUCUCCUGAUCCUUCUUUUCAGAUGGGUACUAUCACAACAAGUGAAAAGGUGGAGGAGAAGCUACUUCAUCAUUCUGGAAUUAAGUUUGAAAAUAGCAGUGAUCCUGAAGGCAUUAGCACGAGAAUUCCACCAGAAUUAGGUUCCUCAAUUAUAGCAGAGAGCACUUCCAUUAGUUCUGGGUUGGAUGAAGUAGCAGAAGAAACUGCUGGAUUUCAUCAGCUUCAACAUGUCACAGAACGGGGUGGUCUUUUUGGGCAUGUUGCGGUUGGAGAUCUACUAAAGCUAAACUGUUUCAUUUCUCAUCAUCUAGUUGCACACUUGGAUAUAAGGACAAAGCUCUGCAUAAGGGAUAGCUUGUACCGGUUGGCUCGGAGUGCUGAACAAAGGCAUAGAGAUGCUAAUGUCAUUAAUGACUCUGGAGAUGAUAGAGAUACAAGCCAAGCAUUGACUUGCAAAAGGACAAACAAGUGGCAAGGGUAUAUGGACAUGGAAAGAGACACCAAUUCUUUAGAUCGAUCUAUUGCACAUUUGCUCUUCCUCAGGUCUUCAGGCUCAUCUGUAACACCUGCCCCUGAUUCCUUGGCUUGAGGUCCUCUUCCACGAUCCAUGGUUCUCUGAGUUGCCAGCUGGUGAUGUCUGAGAACUUGAUUUGUCGUGGAGAAAUGCAGCUAACGAGAGCAAAAAGUUGCCGAUAACUGACCUUAAAUACUUAAAAAAGCUUCAAGACCGAUGGUGGUGUCUGCAUUCAAUCAUUAUGCUGGCCAUGUAUAGGGCCUAUCAACAUUUUACAAGUGAAGAAGAGUAUGAAGAGCGUAUGAAUGUACAAAGGACAAUUGCCAACAUAUCAAAGAGUGACAGCAUAGUGGAGUCUACCUAAACAUUGGUUCUACGUGGAGAAAUAAAGGGUUGAAUAUACUUGCCAACCGCGACUCAAACAAUUUGUAAAUUCCACUCAAUUGAUGGCUUAGAGUAUACUAUGUUGAUGCACAGACUAUUGCGCCUUAGCUCUCUCUCUCUCCCUCUCCCUCUCGAACAGUCUAGUGUUGGGAUCUUGGGGGUUAUAAUUGGCCUAUGAGAAACAUUGUUAGUGUAAAAUGAUAUUAUCAAUACAUUUGCCUAUAUAACUUACACGGUAAUUUUUAUUUUGUGUAUAUGGCUAUGUUUUGUCAUUAUAUGAGAAAGAGAAACAUUGUUGUAACAUGUAAAAGAAUUUAUGUGA